AUGGUUGAUUUCGAAGCUAUAAAGCAAUCGAAACCAUACAAAUGGGGUAAAGCCGUACUUGACUUUGCUAUAGCGCAAUGGUUUUUUGUGUUUUUGGCGGUUUUCAUAGCGUUGGCCCAUUCUUUUCCAGAGUUCGCUAAACAGGGAGGUACUAUCAGAGCUGAGUACUCCAUUGGUUACGGUGCUGUCGCUGUGAUUUUCUUGAUCUCAGGUAUGUCCAUGUCGUCCAAAGACUUGAUGAUCAAUGCUCUAAACUGGAGGGCUCAUUUCACAGUUCUUACCACUUCAUUCUUGGUUACCAGCUCGAUCAUUUACGGAAUUGCUACUGGAAUCAAGGCUUCUCAUGAUGGUCAAAUAGACGACUGGUUGCUUGUGGGACUUAUAGUGACCCACUCGUGUCCUACAACAGUGUCGUCCAACGUUGUCAUGACCAAACAGGCACAUGGUAAUGAUAUAUUGACAUUGUGCGAAGUCUUUGUAGGGAACAUCUUGGGUGCUUUCAUAACCCCUGCUCUCUUGCAAUUGUACAUGUCUGGAACCUGGGACUUCGGAAAUCCCAGCCACCAGCCUGAUGGAGAUAGUACCAUCACUCACUUAUAUGCUGAAACUAUGAAGCAGUUGGGAUUAUCUGUAUUCAUUCCCCUAUUCGUAGGUCAAGUCAUUCAGAACGUCUUCCCCAAGCAAUCAAAAUGGACUUUGACGACAUUCAAGUUGAACAAGGUCGGUAGUUUCAUGUUAUUGUUGAUCAUGUACCAGUCAUUCUCAACAGCAUUUGCUCAGGAUGCGUUUACCUCUGUCAGCCAUGCCUCUAUCAUCUUCUUGGUGUUCUUCAACAUUGGAAUCUAUCUCUUCUUCACAGUGUUAACAUACUUCUACGCCAGACCAUACUUCAUUAAAGCUUACUACAAAGAAGAGCCAAAUGAGAACUCAACCAGAUUGUAUACUCUUGGUUACAAGUUCUUUAGACCUUUUUACUACAACAGAAGAGACACAGUUGCCCUUAUGUUGUGUGGACCUGCCAAGACAGCUGCUUUGGGUGUGUCUCUUGUUUCUUCUCAAUAUGGUUCCAACAAUCCAAAGUUGGGUAUAAUUCUUGUUCCUUUAGUGUUAUACCAAUCGGAACAAGUGAUCUCAGCUCAAAUUCUUGUGAAUUUCAUGAGGAAAUGGAUCUACGCUGGUGAUGCUAAACAUGCUGACGAAGAGAACCAAUUGAUCCAAGAACAGGAUAUUAAUAAUUCACAGGACACUACAAACGACUCUCUUGAUGACAGUUCCCAUAAUGUUAUUAGAUCGACCACCUCCAUCUCGGUGGAUUCUCACGAUCAUAAGAGACCGGCUAACAUAGCGACAUUGUAG
This is a messenger RNA of Scheffersomyces stipitis CBS 6054, 1356 nucleotides long. It is a transcript of the gene RCH1, whose product is annotated as Rch1p. Bases 1 to 1356 code for a protein of 451 amino acids. The transcript has a single exon. Lineage: Eukaryota; Fungi; Ascomycota; Pichiomycetes; Serinales; Debaryomycetaceae. The record is from RefSeq and is a predicted model, not a curated record. Gene Ontology annotation, cellular component: plasma membrane.